GUCAAGUUGCUCCCAGAGGUUGAAGGUCGGAAGCUGGAAGUAGAAAACGCGUCUCGGGCGAAACACCGCGGUAUAAGCAUUAGAUUCCGGUGGAAAAAAAAAAAUUGACCGCAUAAUAUUCUGUCAUUUCAAACAACAAUCAUGGAAUUCCUCGGAGGAACGAGACUUACCUGGGUGGAUGUACUGGUGAUUGCACUGUAUUUCGUAUUUGUGCUCGCUGUGGGCCUCUGGUCCUCUCGAUGGAGCAAGAAAGGCAGUGUGUCCGGAUAUUUCCUUGCCUCUCGAAAUAUGGGAUGGAUCCCAGUGGGCACGUCCUUGUUUGCAAGUAACAUCGGAUCAGGGCACUUCAUAGGACUCGCUGGAGCAGGAGCAGCUUCAGGAAUUGCUGCCCAUGGAUAUGAACAAGGGGCCAUAUAUGGACUGGUGCUCCUGGGAUGGUUUUUUGUGCCCGUGUACCUCGCCUCCGAAGUUUAUACAAUGCCUGAGUACCUCAGAUUUCGAUUUGGUGGCCAAAGGAUCAGAGUCUACUUGUCCUGCUUAUCCCUUGCACUCUCAAUAUUUACUAAAAUUGCUGCUGACCUGUAUGCAGGUGCACUAUUCAUCCAACUUUCACUAAAUAAGAACUCAGGCCUGUGGCUGUACAUAUGUGUACUAUUUUUGUUAGUUGUUGCUGCUAUUUUCACUAUUGUUGGGGGCCUCACAACAGUUGUUUACACAGAUCUUGUUCAGACUGUCCUUAUGGUUUGUGGAUCUCUGAUUCUGAUGAUCAUUUCCUUCAAUGCUGUGGGGGGCUACAGUGGACUGGUGGAGAAGUACCCAUAUGCUGUGGCUUCCAUCAGGGGCAAAGAUGCCCUCAACAGAAGUUGUGGGCAACCCCCAGAAGAUUUCAUGAGUCUGUUGAGGACGACUGACUCCACGAAGAGUGAAUAUCCUUGGACUGGCAUGACUUUUGGACUGGCAAUCAUACAAGUUUGGUAUUGGUGUACUGAACAGGUGAUUGUUCAACGAACCUUGGCAAGCAGAAGUGUUUUGCAUGCCAAGGGAGGAACAAUUUUGGCAGCCUAUUUGAAGUUCCUGCCUUUGUGGGUGAUGGUGUUUCCUGGCAUGGCAGCCCGGAUAUUGUUUACUGACCGUGUUGCCUGUGCUGACCCUGAGCAGUGUCUGGCCAUUUGUGGCAGUCCCAAAGGAUGCACAAACUCUGCUUAUGCUGAACUGGUGCUAAAUCUCCUGCCUGUCGGGUUCAGAGGCCUAAUGGUGGCUGUAAUGAUGGCUGCCCUCAUGUCUUCCCUAACAUCAGUUUUCAAUUCAGCCUCUACAAUUUUCACAAUUGACCUCUGGACAUUAUUGAGGAAGAAGAUUUGCCUGAAUAAGUUUGGGAAUUCAAAGCCAACAGAAAAAGAACUAAUCAUUGUUGGACGUCUCUUCGUUAUUUUGAUGGUCAUUGCCUCUGUUCUCUGGAUUCCCAUAAUACAGAACACUGGAAAGUCACAGCUCUUCGAUUACAUCAACAUGGUGAUAUCAUUCUUGGCUUCCCCAAUCUGUGCUAUUUAUGUUAUUGGUCUUGCUUUCAAAAGAAUUAAUGAAAAGGGAGCGUUUUGGGGACUUAUGGUUGGCUUACUUAUGGGAAUCGUCAGAUUUGUUGCUGAAUUUGCAUAUGACGUCCCAGCUUGUGGAUCAGGUGAUCCUGAUCCUAGACCAGAAUUAGUGAAGAAUGUAAUUGGUGGUGUGCAUUACCUGCAUUUUUGUUUUUUGUGCUGGAUUGUUACUGCUGUUACGGCCUUCUGUGUUUCCAUCAUGACAGAACCUAUCCCAGAUGAAUGUCUGUAUCGUCUGACUUUUUAUAGUCGCUAUGAUCCUAGAGUAAGACGUCCAAUUGGGAAGAGUUUAGGAUCAAAUAUGACAGAAAACAUAGAGCACAGUUCUACAAAUGAAGGAUCAUCUACAGAUACAAGUAUCGUAGUUGCCAUUGUUAGUACUGGAACUAGUAGUGUAGAUAAAUUUAAAACGACAGAAGAACAGCAAGCAGCUGCUGCCGCACAUUUCCUGAGGGAACCUCCAUUCUGGAAGAAGGUGAUUAACAUCAAUUGUAUCAUCUGUCUUACUUUGAGUACUUUUGUGUACGGUUUCUAUGCAUAGUUUUUGAAGCACAUUAAAAAAAUCUGUGGUGAAAGGAAGUUACUCAAUACUGUUUUGUUCAACUUAUACCAAUGGACAAGAGGAAACCUGAGAUUCUUUUCUUAAUGCUACAGAGGCAUUACACUGUACAGUGAACUUCAGAAAAGGAACAUCCAAAAUCUCUUUAUGCACACAACUGUGGAAAUGAAGUGCUUCUAUCAGUCAGGGUUAACUGUCAUAUGUCUUGCAAAGUUGCUCUUAAAAUGGAAUUAAUUGUAACGGGCUGACCUUGAAAGGAAUCUACAUAACAAACCCCAAUGAGAAUAAAGGAAGAACAGUUUAAACCCACACUAGUCAUGUCAAUAAACAGUUCGAUAGUGCCAUGAAUAAAGGGGUUAAUUGAUACAGUUAGUGAUGCAGGUUAAAAGAAAUGGUUCAGGUUUCCUACAACCAAUGAAAAUUCUUGAAUUCAUUCAUAAGCAUCGCAUUUAUUUUUCUGUAAUAUACCAUCUAAAAUGACAGAGGGACCAUAUUUUCAGUGAGAUCUUUGUGCUCAUACCAAACAACUAUACAUAGAGAUGAACUGAUACUAGCAACUUUAGCUUCUGCGUGGAUAUUCUUCAGUGUGCUAUGUCUAUGAUGCUUGCAACUGUGAAUGUCCAAAAUACUCAUUCAUGUUCUUCAUUGAUCUGGAAAAUUUGAUCUGUGACUUGUCUGUAGAAUGACAGAGUAGCCAACUUACAGACAACAUGAACAGCAUGGCACAUGUCUGAACUUCCAGUUUACCAUUCUUUCACAGAUUACAUAAGAAAGAACUAUAUGGAAUCUUAAACACCUGGAAAUAGAAAUCAGGGAGGAGGCUAUGCCUGUUUCCUUUACUUCAGAUUCUGAAUCAAACAGGAUGGCAGCUGUUUGGGUGUCUCUAGGCCUACUGGGUUCCCCCUCCUUGGAUGGCCUUUACUCGCAUUUUUUCUCUCGUGUACUGCCUCCUACAUACAUGUGUUCGGGACCAUGGAAGAGUUGCGGGUGAAAAGAGAUUCGCUUGCUCGCUGGUUUCUCUACAUGGCUGUUCUCUCCCUUACACAUAAGUGUUUGUGAUCAUAGAAGUGUUAGCCCCGUUAUCUCAACAAUCUCCAUCUCCUGUACCUGUACCUGUUCCUGUCUAUUGUCAAGGUGAUAAGGCUUCGAUUAAGAAGGUAGCCUGCUACAACAGUCUCUCCUACAUCUUCCAAAGAUUCUUAUCUCUGCAAUGCAAUGUGGUCUGUGGACAUGUUUCUCGUUUGCCUCCCAAAGACCAGGACCUUAGGAAUCAGUCUCUGUCAGAAAGUUUUUCCUCAGUGCUGUUUGAUAAAUUACCUUAAAAUUAAGGAUAAAAUCUGUUUCCCCUGCAUCUUAUGCAUUAACAUUAUUGACAUUAAAAUGCCUGAGAUUUCAUGACAAUGUCUUCUAUAAUUUAGUACAAGAAGUUAAUAACCAAAUACAUUUUAACAGCACCUAUAAAACAGGAAGUUGGGGAAAAGGCCUUGCACUUAAUGAACAUGGAGAAAAUUUUAUCCACAAAAAGUGCUUCUCAACUUUUCUUUGGUCACAUUCCUUCGUUUCAACUACAUUGUUAAGAUGAUGUGCACUUCAAAUAACAGUGGAGAACAAAAUUCUUGGAAUGACAAAACAGUGCAAUAAAGAACACUGGAAAUUACUUAAUUGGUGGUAGUGUUGGCUAGAGCAGUUUGUAAUUCAAAGGAUAAUAAUACAUAAUCAGCAGUAUCACGGGGUUUCUUUUUUUUCCUAUUUUUAUGUAAACUCAAGAUUUUUAA
Molecule: messenger RNA, 3929 nt
Organism: Macrobrachium nipponense
Lineage: Eukaryota; Metazoa; Arthropoda; Malacostraca; Decapoda; Palaemonidae
Product: sodium/mannose cotransporter SLC5A10-like
Exons: 15
Coding region: 142-2136 (664 amino acids)
Biological process (GO): transmembrane transport
Cellular component (GO): plasma membrane
Molecular function (GO): D-glucose:sodium symporter activity
Source: RefSeq, a predicted model, not a curated record